GAGACAAUAUGGGGGAGCCCCAGAUUGCUUUGGAUUGGCUUGAGCAGAUGGACCGGGUACUCAAGAAUUUGAGAGUCCUAGAUGCUGAUCGCUCGGAGUUGGCGUCACAGAUGUUCCGGAAGGGAGCAUAUGAUUGGUGGAAGCGCAUUGACCAGGAUCCACACACGCCCAAGCCUUGGACCUGGGAUCGCUUUGAUCGAGCCUUCACGAAGGGGUACGUCCCCACCCGGUACCGCGAGGAGAGGCGCGAUGAGUUCGUUGCGCUAAAGCAGGAGGGGAUGUCACUGCCUGAACUGAGACAGAGGUUCGACUACCUAUCCCAGUAUGCGACGAGUCAGGUCUCCACUCCGGAGGAUUGUUUGAAUGAGUUCGUCAAGAAGCUACGGCCAGACUUGAGGCCGUACGCCGCGCUGAUCACGACGACAGAUUUUAAUGCGGCGUAUGAUUUGAUUGUGAAGACGGAAAAGAGCUUGGAUGAUGUGCAGGCAACCAAGAAGGAGGAUCGAGCGACGAAAGACCCGCGACCCGCGGCCAGCACUAGGCGGAGCGGGAAGAGUUUUGGAUUCGGGGGAAAGAGGUACGAGAAGGGUUCUUCGAGUGCGCCGCCGCCUAAGAGGAGUAAGUCGAGGCCGUCUCCGUCGGCCGCCGCUAGCAACUCGAACAGAACGAGGAGCCACCCGCAGUGUGUACAGUGUGGUAGGCAUCACCCGGGCGAGUGUUGGCUCGCCCAAGGCUUAUGUUUGGGUUGUGGCCAGCCAGGGCAUUUCAGGAGGCAUUGCCCGACAAAUCCUAGCAGCGAGCCUGUUUUACCUAGAGCUCCGGAUCAGCCUGCCGCAUCACAUCCAGCACGGAGUCAGCAGUCUACGGCCGCAAAUAAUCAGCAGAGACCACGUUCGCAGCAGUCAGGCCGGGCACCAGCGCGUACCUACGCCAUGCAUGGGCGCACAGAUCCUAGCCCCGAUGUUAUCUUGGGUACGUUCAUACUAUUUGAUUCGGUUAUGCAUGCCUUGAUUGAUCCGGGUUCUACGCUCUCCUAUAUCUGUGUUGGCAUGCCUGCUAAUUCUGCGAUUGUGAGGAGUGACCUUGAGAUACCUACCGUUGUAUCGAAUCCGCUAGGGCAUAGCAUGCGUCUUCAUCACAUUUAUCAUAGAUGUCCGUUGUCCAUGCAAGGGAAGCAAUUCCCUGCAGAUUUGAUAGAGCUACCACACAAGGAGUUUGACAUUAUCCUUGGUAUGGAUUGGCUCACCGAGCAUAGAGCAGUGGUCGACUACAGUUGUCGGACCGUACGGCUGAGAGCCGAGGACGGUAGCGACGUAUCACUCUCCGGGGAAGUGUUCCCCAAGACUCCCGAGUUCAUAUCGUCCUUGAGCGCGAGGCGCUUGAUUCGCAAGAAGUGCGAGAUGUUCCUGUGUCACGUUCAGGAUAUGCGAAAAGAAUCGCCACGUCAACAGAACAUUCGUACGGUUUGUGACUUCCCCGAUGUCUUUCCCGAAGACCUACCUGGAAAGAGGCCCGAGUUUGCAAUUCGCGAUGACGGAGUCUUGUACUAUCGUGAACGCCUAGUGGUGCCCCGCGGUGAAGAAACCGAGGAGAAGGUUCGUGUGAUCAGAGACCGACUCCGCACUGCUUCGGACAGACAGAAAUCUUAUGCAGACUUGAAGAGACGAGACAUAGAGUACAAUGUUGGUGACAUGGUAUUCUUGAAGGUUUCACCUUGGAAGAAGGUCCUACGGUUCGGGAAGAAAGGGAAGCUUAGCCCUAGAUUCAUUGGACCCUACCGCAUUCUGGAGCGAAUAGGACCUAAAGAAAAUAAGUUGACUGUUGGUCAACCGUCUAAAGAACCGAAUGUAAAGUUGAAUUGAUUUUUAUUAAAAGGAUAAACAUAUGCACGAUCUUAAUUGUUGAAUUAUUAUGUUUAUUCUUGUGCUACAAUGGAGUACCACUCAGCGUCAAUGCUGAGCGGAUAGCGUUGUUUUCCUUUUUGCUGUCCGUAGGUGAUCAGACAGAUGAACCUAGAGCCGAUCCCAGAGGGCAUUGAGGAGGAGAUGUACGAUGGCGUGGCUGUCUCUUUAAUCUGUUGAUAUGCUUUAUUUAAUUAACUUUAAUGCUUAUUACGUUUUCGGGCAAGAUCCCAAGUUGUUUGACUUUAAAAAGGCUUCCGCAUUAAUUUAAAUUACUCGGAUGGAUUUUUAUAUGUAUUGAUAGAACCCCUUGAAGGAACGAAACUCAAGAAGCUGUUUGGAAGUCAAAAGGUCAGCGGUUUGACGAGCAUUUGUUGAUGCUGUCGAUUCGUUUGGUCCCUUCUAACGUUGUGUCGUACUCGAGUUCGAAACACAGAUUAAGUGAACCAACCGGAGGGCGAAGAGACGAUAAGAUGGCAGGUUG
Messenger RNA from Cuscuta campestris, 2385 nucleotides. The record is from the annotation of a GenBank genome assembly. Lineage: Eukaryota; Viridiplantae; Streptophyta; Magnoliopsida; Solanales; Convolvulaceae.